Molecule: messenger RNA, 2334 nt
Organism: Paramisgurnus dabryanus
Lineage: Eukaryota; Metazoa; Chordata; Actinopteri; Cypriniformes; Cobitidae
Gene: znf366
Product: zinc finger protein 366
Biological process (GO): regulation of transcription by RNA polymerase II
Cellular component (GO): nucleus
Molecular function (GO): sequence-specific DNA binding; DNA-binding transcription factor activity, RNA polymerase II-specific
Source: RefSeq, a predicted model, not a curated record
CUCCCUUCCUUCCUUCUCUGCGAAGGUACUCAUCUGAAAAAUGAGAACAAAGAGAUUGUUCCUGUUCUCUUUCUUGAGCCCUUCAGAUGCUGCGUGUGAGGCCGCCAGCUCAGUGUGAGGAGCGCAGAGCAGACGACAGGUGAUGGGUGAAUCAACAAGUCUGUCAAGCCACAUGAACACCAACGGUUAGCUGUAAGAGCCGUCGAUAUGGAUUCAAAAGACAUCGAAAGCCAGAGGUCAGAGGUCACCAGGACCGUCGAUCUUUCUCUUCUGCCGUACCCUCGACCUGUCGGGUCUCACCGUUACGCCCCGGACAUGAUCGACCUCAACAGGCUGCGGCUGCAUCGCAUCGUCGGGCGAUACGACGGCGUACGGGUGAAACAAGAGACUCUAAAGCCCCUUCCUCUCUGGCCUCCCUCUCCUCUGCUCACGCACGCUCCGGCAACGUUCUUCCCCGCUUUCCAUCCCAGCUUAGUGCCGUUCCCUUUCCUCCUGCCCGGCUCCGUGCCACACAUCUCCCCGAACCCGUUCUUCCAGAGCGAGGUGCCGGGGUAUCGGCGCAGAGGCCGAGAGGGCGGCGGACCCGACCCGACCGUCGUCGAGAAGCCGGCCCCGAACGUCCACGUGGACGACAGCUACUACGUCGACGUGGGCGGCGAUCAGAAGCGCUGGAAGUGCCGCAUGUGCGAGAAAUCGUACACGUCCAAAUACAACCUGAUCACGCACAUCCUGGGCCACAGCGGCAUCAAACCUCACGGCUGCAGGCUCUGCGGGAAGCUCUUCAAACAGCUGAGCCACCUGCACACGCACAUGCUGACGCACCAGGGCGCCCGGCCGCACAAGUGCCAGGUGUGUCACAAAGCCUUCACGCAGACCAGCCACCUGAAGAGACACAUGAUGCAGCACAGCGACGUCAAGCCCUUCAGCUGCGGCGUCUGCGGUCGGGGCUUCGCGUACCCCAGCGAGCUGCGCGCCCACGAACCGAAGCACGACAGGGGUCGGGAGAACGUCUGCGUGGAAUGCGGCCUGGACUUCCCCACGCUGGCCCAGCUGAAGCGGCACCUGGCGGCCCACCGCGGCCCAGCGCAGUACGACUGCGUCGACUGCGGCAAGAGCUUUCAGUAUCCCAGCCAGCUUCAGAAUCACACCAUGAAACACAAAGACAUCCGGCCGUUCAUCUGCGGCGAGUGCGGGAUGGAGUUCGUCCAGUCGCAUCAUCUCAAGCAGCACACGCUGACGCAUAAGGGAGUGAAGGAGCACAAGUGUCGCAUCUGUGGCCGCGAGUUCACGCUGCUCGCCAACAUGAAACGUCACGUUCUCAUUCACACCAACGUCAGGGCGUAUCAAUGUCACCUGUGCUACAAGAGCUUCGUCCAGAAACAGACGCUAAAGGCUCAUAUGAUCGUCCACUCGGACAUCAAGCCCUACAAAUGCAAGCUGUGUGGAAAGGAGUUUAACCGAAUGCAUAAUCUGAUGGGUCACAUGCACCUGCAUUCAGACAGCAAACCCUUCAAAUGUCUUUACUGUGCCAGCAAGUUCACAUUAAAGGGAAACCUGACGCGUCACAUGAAGGUCAAACAUGGCAUCAUGGACCGAGGCCUGGACGCUCGAGUCUUUAGGCGUCGAGGGCGACUGUGUCUCUCCAGCCCGCUGCGGAUUCUGACCCGCGUGGGUCAGGAGGAACCCUUUGAUCUGUCGCAGAAGAACCAUGGGCAGAUCCGUUUGUCCCAGUCUGACGGGGAGAGCGUCCGAGGUGAGAGUUCCAGUCGUGAGGAAGAUGAAGACAGUUUGUACAGAAUGAGCCAGUACAGUCCUGCCAUCUGUAACCCGGCACUGGAGGCUAGAGAGGCGGAUGAUGAAGAGGAUGAUGAUGAUGAGGAAGUCAGUGAGGAAAAGAAGACCAGUGGGGAGGAAUAAACCGAGCUCUCUGAUUGACAGCUGUAUAAAAACGGACAAACACGCUGUGAAUAUACUGUAUGAUGUCUUUAAUGUGAAAAAAUGUAUAUAGAAAUCUGUGAAAGUAUCUUCAUCUCAGAAGACGUAAAGCUCAUGUUUAUUCUACUAGAAAGAAUCCAGAGUGUUUAAUGAAAAUAAUAUAAUUGUAAAAAGAAAAUUGAUAUUAUAAUUAUUUUUAUACAUGCUUUCAUAAAUGCUAAUAAUGCUGAUUGCCUUCAAUGGAGGUUUGUUGUUUGAAAUGUUCUUGCUUGAUUAAUUCAUCCUGAAUGAGUACUGACCGUUUGAUUAUUUUUAUAAGAAUAUCUACAUGAAUGAAAUGAUUUUCAUUUGCCAAUCAAUCAUUGUAUUUAUGCUCAAUAAAUUCAUAUAAAAAAUAAA